GAUGCAACGGAUCAUAAAAAUAUAAGGUGCCCGACGUCAGUAGCAAUCAGUUGACAAGCUCCUUCCGAGUAGGCCAGUCCAGUCGUUCCUAUCGCCCACCCAAUUGCCAAUCAUCGUCUGUGUGUGUGUGAGUGUGUGUGUGUGUCACCGCCACGUUGUUUUUUUCCCCAUCGUUCAAUUUUUAUCCCUCAGUUUCCAUUUCUCCGUUGAACGGUGAACACAUUAGAGAACGUCAGUGCCGGGAUCGAUUAUUCAUUUAAUCUAAUCUUGUUGUUGGCGAGUGUGUGUUGUGUACAUGAUUGUGUUGCAUGUGUGUGCGGGAUUGUUUUACGGGUAUUUUUUUUCACGACUUUUGACUUUCCCCAAAAUGAAUUCAUCGAGUGAAUUUGUGAUUGUCGCCCAACCGAUUACCGUCAGACGGAUCGUCGUCUCCAAAAAGCGACACUCGUCUUUACUCAAUUUCAGACACAUUGGCCAGCAAGCCCGAACGGUCAGCUGGAUCGUGUUCAUCAUCUGCUGCGCUACCAGAAACGUCAUGGCCGCUCCGGUUCAACGUCACAAGAACAGCCCAACACCUUCGACUAUGGACGAUGAAACGGCCACCGAUUUGGACGUUGAAAGUGACGAUGUCGUUCCCGUUCCUCUCGAAGGUGGUGGUCGAGGAGGAAUGGGCGACCGAUUCCGCGACGUCCGGCCCAAGUGGGUCAACCCGUGCGGUGGCAUCCUGGACGAUUCCGGCGUCGACCCGGAUGCUCCGCCGCUGGAAGAUUCCGAAAUUGCCGCCAAUGCCGUCCUCGACGUUGACAUUGCUCUCAGCCAGAUUGAAUCCUUCAAAGAUGAAUUUGUGCGAUCGCUGUUCCGGAUGGACUUUGACGAGAUGGUCCGAACGUGGGCGCAUUUCCACUACGAUUGGCUGCCGGCCUAUGAAGCCGUGCCAAAGGUCAUCGGGGCCCAGCUCGUCCCUCGUCAACUCGAUUCCCUCGAGUUGGGGGCAACGCUGAAAAAGUUGUACCUGGCCUCACAGACGAUAGCCGUAGGUCUGGAACAGGUUAUCCUUGACAGGGCCGUCUACGGCGGGGAUUUUCUGGAACAAUUUGCCACAACCGAGAACAAACUCGCCAUGGUCUUGUGCUCGUUGCAGAUGGCCAUGAUCGAAAAACACGUCGAGCCCGAUGCCGACGCUGCCCGUCAGUUGAUGGACAACAAAUACCGCGACAUGCGGAGUGCUUCUGGCCGCAAUCUCCGCGAUUUCAUCAUCGUCAGGGAUUACAUCAACUUACUAGAGUACACGAAACAAGUUCUGCAUCACUUUCAACACGGAGGGUCGAGUAGUUGAACAACAACCGGGCUAUAUAAAGAUUCGGAUGGUCGAAAAGGACUUGUUUUUUGGAAUGGAAUUCAAAUUCAUCCAUUAUUAUCUCAAAAACUGUUAUAGUACUAUAUUACUACUACUUAAUUAAGUGUGUCCCCACUCCCUACCACUAUUUAUUGACAUAGGAAUGAACUAUCUGAAGUCUACAUAUUCACACGAUUAACUAUAUCAAAUGCUGUCGGUGUUCAAACAAACUCUGUGUGUGUGUGUGUGUCUUUAAUCCAUGGGGAUUGAAUGCUGGCACUCUUUUAUUUGUGGUUGAUUGAUUUCACCACGUACAAAUUCAGUUCACUUCAAUCCCCCCUCAUUUUUCUUUCGUUAACUCUAUCUGUGUGUGUUGUAGUUAAUGUGUUGGUGAAACUCUGACUGUGAUAUUAUUCAAAUCUGACUUUGUGUUUUGUGUGUGUGUAACAAGUUUUCCACAAAGUUUCACUCAUCCCGCCCUCCUUUGAUUUCAACCUGAUGUUUACUUUCCCCUGAGAUGUACAUUUUUUCGUUAACUAAACUCCAUUCACACACACACAGACACACACACGACAAAAUGGUAUAUGAUACUUUGUGUUUUGGCAGCUAAUGUAAACAAUUGUAGUAGCUAUAGAAGUAUUCAGUUUAGUUUUCUUGUGUGGGCAGCAACUGCCGGGCUGCCCAUUUUUGAAUGACCAUCUCCUCUCGUAUCCAUCCCAUCAAGAAAGACCAAACAUUUUUUGAUGACCAAUAGUUAUUAUUUACUCAAUUCUAUUUAUUCACACACACACACAUAUACAGAAAAUGCACACAAUAGUCUUUGUCGUCUUUGGCCAUCAAAUAAAUGCUGACCUGAUCCUGAUUAAAUAUCUUUAUAUGUCUGAGACACAAAUCCCAGCAUCAUCAACUAUUUGAAAAAUGAAAAACUGUUUGAAUUGUUAUUUAGGCAUUUAAAAAAAAAAAAAAGCCUAGCAGACGAAAAAUGUCCCGAAUAUUUAUUUGUUACGUGUGCCCGCGUCAAAUUGAAUUUGCCACACUUGGAUUAAUUGAAUUAUUUCAGUAGCAGGCAUUGUCAAAAAAUUGUUGUAAGUGAUGGAGUGCGUGUAGUUCGUGUAUUAUCGAAAUGAACCGUGAAAGCAUA
This is a messenger RNA of Daphnia pulicaria, 2477 nucleotides long. RefSeq lists its product as uncharacterized. Bases 296 to 1336 code for a protein of 346 amino acids. Lineage: Eukaryota; Metazoa; Arthropoda; Branchiopoda; Diplostraca; Daphniidae. The record is from RefSeq and is a predicted model, not a curated record. The transcript has 6 exons.